UCGCCAGUCCGCGAGUUGGCACGACGGCGGUGCGUUCGUCGCUUUGAUAUCGACACGGUCGAUAACGCUCCUCUCUUUUUCCUUUCUAUUCCUCUCUUUCUUUUGUCUUCCAAUUCCUCUUUUUUUUUAUUUUGAUCGUUAUCUCCCGAAAAACCUCGUCGAAAAAAUAAAUUUCACGCGCUUGCGGAGAAGGCCGAAAUAACGCAGAACUUCUGCGAUUUUUCGUGCAGAAUCAUCGCCGAAAUCAUCACCACCGUCGUGCCGAUCCCUUCGUUUUUCCGAUAAAAAACGACGACCGUUCGGAGAUAGAAGACAAGACAGUAAGAGGAAGGGAAGAAGACCACUUUCGCUUUCGUCGGAGUGUCACGAUUAUAGUGUGUGUUACGAUUUUUGGACGAACCCUUCGUUGAUCAGUUGGGGACGCAAUCGGCGCGUGAUCUUCCGAUAAUUAGAGGAGAGGUGGCAAUCGCUUGGUGAGUGCGCGAUUGGAUAGGUGGUAAAACGACUUUGGACCCCGGAUAUCCGUCCCACAGACCUGAGGGCAACUGGACACGGCACCAUGUCGAUCAUAAUGCAGUACAUAGACCGGUUCCACGAUAUGCUGGAUAAACAUGCAGACACGAGGACGACUAAUUGGCUAUUGAUGAGCUCGCCCUUUCCCACGUUGUUCAUCUGCCUCUCCUACGUCUACAUCGUCAAGGUGCUCGGGCCGAAGCUCAUGGAGAACCGGAAACCCGUCCAGCUUAAGAACACCUUGAUAGUCUACAACCUGUUCCAAGUGAUCUUCUCCGCAUGGCUGUUCUUUGAGUGCCUGAUGGGCGGAUGGUGGGACCAGUAUAGUUUCCGCUGCCAGCCGGUGGACUAUUCCAACAGCCCCACCGCGAUAAGGAUAGGGAAUUCCGGAUGGCUGACUGGAGACUAUUCUCUAAGAUGUCAACCUGUAAACUACAGCGACAAACCUGAAGUGCUGAGGAUGGUCCACGCAAGCUGGUGGUAUUACUUCUCGAAAUUUACCGAAUUCAUGGACACGAUCUUUUUCGUGCUAAGAAAGAAGAAUAAUCACGUGUCCACGCUGCAUGUGAUCCAUCACGGUUGCAUGCCCAUGUCGGUUUGGUUCGGUGUCAAGUUCACGCCAGGCGGCCACUCGACCUUCUUCGGUUUGUUGAACACCUUCGUCCAUAUCGUGAUGUACACGUAUUAUCUUCUGGCGGCGAUGGGUCCAAAGAUUCAGCCGUUCCUCUGGUGGAAGAAGUACCUGACCGCCUUCCAGAUGCUGCAAUUCAUCGCCAUCAUGGUCCACGCCUUCCAGUUGCUCUUCAUCGAGUGCAACUAUCCCAAGGCGUUCGUCUGGUGGAUCGGCCUGCACGCCGUCAUGUUCCUCUUCCUGUUCAAGGAAUUCUAUCAGCGGAGCUACCAAGAGAAGAGGCCCAGGAAGUCGAACGGCGCGGCGUUGACGAACGGCGUCGCCAAGGGCGAUCACCAUCAGUCGAAGGACAAGCACGCGAACGGCGUCGCGAACGGCGCCGCGAACGGGAUCGCGAACGGCGUCGCCAACGGCGUCGCGAACGGCUCCUCGCCCAGGAGGAGGGAUGCCGCAGAUUAUUACGUGAAAGGCGAAAGCCUAGCGACGGAGCUUAAUCUCCGAAAACCGUUCGCGACGAAAGUCGAGUGACCCUCGAGCGAGCGCAUAGCCUAGUCGAUCUUCUCUCGCCACGACGUCGUGUUUUUCUUUUUCUUCCGCGGAAUCGCCGAAGGAUUACCGGGCCUUCCACCCUCUGUCCCUUCCUUCCCUUUCUUUAUCCUUAAUUUGCUGUAUCAUUAAAAAAAAAAAAAAACACGAAGGGUCGAAGGUCCGCCGAGAUCGACGCAUCUAUCGAAAAAGAAGAAAAAAAAAGAGUACAAAAUUACGUCGCACGUAUUUUCGGCUCGCGGUAUAUACAGCGUCGAUGUACUUUUUUUUAUCGACGAUACCUUCACACGAGCGCGACGGUUCUCCAGCUAGAUCCGGGACAGUCGCGCGCGACCGUAUUCCGGCGACUGACGCAGAAGGAUGCUCGGGCGGAUCGUAUCCUGAUAUACUCCCGCGAUCGCAGACAAAAAACGGGGAAAAAUCGAGCGAUUCACAUCAGACUACGAUACGCUCGGAUGUUGAAUAAUUGUGCGGUUUUCAGUGACCUUGACGAUUAUAAUUCAUGCCACUUACGAGAUAAACGGUUCUCACUGCGGGCGACCGGUUCACGGGCGUCGACUUUGUCUGGCGAUCAGGUCGCGAUCGUGGAAAAAAAGACAGCUAUAGAGUCGUUCUGGAAACGACGUAGACUAAAUUAUAAGAUUUAUAAUUUAAGAUACAAUUUCUGAAUCCCUCAAAGAGACCCAUGACAUUUAUACAGCAUACAUUAUCCUUUUCUGGCUUGCCUUUGAUGACGCUCAUAUAAUUAUAAUCGCGCAUGAGUAACAAACAAACCGCU
Wasmannia auropunctata (little fire ant) is the source of this 2468-nucleotide messenger RNA. RefSeq names its product elongation of very long chain fatty acids protein AAEL008004. The transcript has 8 exons. Gene Ontology annotation, molecular function: fatty acid elongase activity. Gene Ontology annotation, cellular component: endoplasmic reticulum membrane. Lineage: Eukaryota; Metazoa; Arthropoda; Insecta; Hymenoptera; Formicidae. The record is from RefSeq and is a predicted model, not a curated record. Bases 560 to 1672 code for a protein of 370 amino acids. Gene Ontology annotation, biological process: fatty acid elongation, monounsaturated fatty acid; fatty acid elongation, polyunsaturated fatty acid; very long-chain fatty acid biosynthetic process.